AUGGAACCCUCCUCUCCCCCGUCUCCUCCGAUCGCCGACAAUACCGAUCCCGAGCGCCGCCUUCGCGAAGCGGAGGAGCGUCUCCGAGACGCUAUCGAGGAGCUUCAACGCCGCCAACGACGCGCCGCUGCUCAUGCUUACCACAACUUCCAUCAACAUAACAACCUUGAGUCCCCGCCCUGCAGUCACGGUCCCGAUGAGUCCUGCAUCGCACACGCCAUUGGCAACCUCUGUCAGACUUUCCUUCUCUCAUACGGCGUCAGAGUCGGUAUCGGGAUUCUCCUCCGCGCCUUCAAGCUUGCUCGAAGGCAAUCCUACUCCUCUCUCCUUGAUCUCAAGCAACUUGUUUCUGAAAAAGACCUAAUAGUCAGGGAAGAAGCAUGUCGUAUUGGUUUACUUUUUGGUGGUUUCACCGGAUCUUAUCAUGCUCUUAGAUGCUUGUUUAGAAAGUUGAGAAAAAAAGAGACUGCGAUGAACGCAAUUUUAGCAGGUUCAGUUGCUGGUUUCUCAAUUCUGGCACUAAAUGAUUCGAAUAGGAGGCGCACACUGGCUUUAUAUCUAUUAGCUAGGCUAGCCCAGUGUGCUUAUAAUUCUGCGAAAUCUAAGGACAAAUUUCACCUUUGGGGAAGUCAUUGGAGACAUGGAGAUUCUUUGCUGUUUUCCCUUGCUUGUGCACAGGUUAUGUAUGCCUUUGUAAUGCGCCCCGAGAGCUUGCCGAAAUCCUAUCAAGAAUUCAUUCAGAAGACCGGACCAGUUGCAGAGCCUGUAUACAGGGCUGUAAGAGAUAGCUGUAGGGGUCAUCCAGUUGAUGUUGCUUCACUACACACCUACUUAUCUCGCAAAGGAAAAUCUGACUAUGUGAAGUUGGAAGAAUUUCCUUCUAUUAUUCCUUGUUCCAUCAUUCACGCAGGAACAAAUUCAUGUUUAGCUCACGAAGUAAAUGCAACAUCAGCAACCUUCAAGAAAACUUUCCCACUUUACUUCUCUCUGACCUUUGUGCCAUUUGUUGUUCUGCACCUACAAAAGUUCACUGAUGCUCCUUUCCACACUUUCUGGGUUGCCAUUAAAGGAGCUGUUCGUUCAACAGCUUUUUUGUCUGCUUUUGUUGGAAUCUUUCAGGGAGUCAUAUGUUUGCAUAGAAAACUUUCUUCAAGAGAUCACAAACUUGUGUAUUGGAUAGCAGGUGGAAUAUCUGCCCUUUCAGUGCUAUUGGAGAAAAAAGCAAGGCGGGGUGAGCUAGCGUUAUAUGUUCUUCCCCGAUCAGUAGAUUCAUUAUGGUAUAUCUUGGCGAACAGGCACCUGCUUCCAAAAAUUAGGAAUGCUGAGGUCUUUUUGUUUUCUCUCUGCAUGGGAGGGAUCAUGUAUUACUUGGAGUACGAGCCAGAAACCAUGGCCCCAUUUCUUAGGGGCCUGAUCCGCCGCUUCCUUGCCAGCAGAAUUAGCAGUCCAAGCCUGCCGUCUAAUCAAACUGCUUCUCAAACUCCGUCUCAAGCUACGCCUUACGCAUACCUACAAGCUCAAGAUGGCAUCACGACACCGAAAUUACGAGAGAGAAGGGACAGCGAAUCUUAUGAGAAGUUCAAUCUUGAGUCUAUUCCCGGGCUUUGA
Messenger RNA from Lathyrus sativus (Indian pea), 1608 nucleotides. Lineage: Eukaryota; Viridiplantae; Streptophyta; Magnoliopsida; Fabales; Fabaceae. The record is from the annotation of a GenBank genome assembly.